CGCAGGUGGCUGUCCGACUGAAUGUGGAGCCGUGUGUUGCGUGCAGUCUGUGUGAGUGGCGGCUUGGCGCGGGGCCUGUUCACCAUGCAGCUGAAGACGGUGGAGUUUGAGUCGCUGUUCACGGAUGGCUUGAAGACUGUCGCAGAGCUGUUCACUAAAAACAAGUACGAGUUGAGGAUCGCAGGCGGCGCCGUGAGGGAUUUAUUAAGUGGCAAGCAGCCAGAAGAUGUGGACUUUGCCACCACGGCUACCCCCGACCGUAUGAAAGAAUUGUUCCAGGCCGCUGGCAUCCGGUUGAUCAACAAUAAAGGGGAGAAGCAUGGCACCAUCACUGCAAGAGUGAAUAAUCAGAACUUUGAGAUUACUACGUUGCGAGUUGAUGUUGUAACAGAUGGGAGGCAUGCUGAUGUACAGUUCACAACAGACUGGCAGGCAGAUGCUCAACGAAGAGACCUGACGAUUAACGCCAUGUUUUUAGAUUUGAACGGGACACUGUAUGAUUAUUUUGAUGGUUAUGAAGAUCUGAAAAACCAUAAAGUUCGAUUUGUAGGUGAUCCGUCACAAAGGAUACAAGAAGAUUAUUUGAGAAUAAUGCGGUAUUUCAGGUUUUAUGGCAAGGUUGCCAAAGAGGCAGGGGACCAUGACCCGAAGGCACUCAAGUCAAUAAAACAGUAUGCAAAGGGUCUUGCAGGGAUUUCCGGAGAGAGAAUCUGGCUAGAGCUGAAAAAAACUUUAGUGGGAAAUCACGCUGCUCAUCUUGUCAACCUCAUGUAUGACCUGGAUGUAGCCCAGUAUAUUGGAUUACCAGUAAUUGAAGGCAACCUGGAAGAAUUGAACAAAGUGUGCAAAAAUGCACACCAUCAUUCUCCAAAGCCUAUGACUGUACUUUCAGCACUGUUUCGAACACAGGAUGAUGUUCUGAGGCUUGAUUUGAGACUCAAAAUUUCGAAAGAGGAGAAACAACUUGGUUUAUUCAUUGUUAAGUACAGAAGAGAUUUGAUCAAGGCUGAUGGGGCUGAUCCAUUAAAACCCUACAGAGAUUUCAUUAUAGAUUCCAGGGAACCAGAUGUGCAAAGCAGAGUAUGCGAAUUGUUAAAGUACCAAGGAGAGGAGAAGUUACUAAAAGCUAUGGAACAGUGGUCCAUUCCACGCUUCCCUGUUAGUGGCCAUGAUUUAAGGAGAAUAGGAAUUGUUUCUGGAAAGGAAAUUGGGACAAUGUUGCAGGAACUUCGGAAUACGUGGAAAAAGAGUGGUUACUUGAUGGAUAAGGAAGAACUGCUAAGUAUGGUAAAAAGUCCAUAAACACAUCUCUCAUUGUGGAAUGAAGAAAAAAAGACUGUUACAUUGAAAACUAUUUUUAUUCUCCUAAAUAUUUUUGUUGCAACCCUUUAUCAACCUUGGAUUUUGUUUAUGUAUAUGUUUGUUGUAUGGCAUCUUUAAAUUCAUUGACUUUUCUGUCACCAAGAUCCUUGUAGUUUACUUACAUGAUUGCUUGUUUUAUUAAGAAUAAGAAUCAGACUUAAAAUCAAUCUGAUAGAUUUGGAUACAUGUGGAUGACUAGGAGUCAGUUUAGAUUUGGUGAUUCUUUCAUCUAAUCGUGCCUUCAAGGUUCCAACAGCUUGUAUAGCUAAAGAUUAGUUCACUGUACUAGAUAAAUAACAACAGGCUUUAAAGAAACCUGAAGGACAAGGUCUAAAAUAUUUUUUCUAUGUUAAAUUUGCAUUCUGAUUUGCCUGUUAUCCUGUCACCUAUUGUGUAGUUUAUUUUGUAA
This is a messenger RNA of Hemiscyllium ocellatum (epaulette shark), 1771 nucleotides long. It is a transcript of the gene trnt1, whose product is annotated as tRNA nucleotidyl transferase, CCA-adding, 1. The transcript is spliced from 7 exons. Bases 22 to 1302 code for a protein of 426 amino acids. NCBI's taxonomy places the organism in Eukaryota, Metazoa, Chordata, Chondrichthyes, Orectolobiformes, Hemiscylliidae. Gene Ontology annotation, molecular function: RNA binding; nucleotidyltransferase activity. The record is from RefSeq and is a predicted model, not a curated record. Gene Ontology annotation, biological process: RNA processing.